GAUACAUUAAUGAGUGUUUAUGAAAUAAAUUUAAAAAAACAAAAACAAAGAAAGAUAGAAAUACUUGGGUUAACCAUAGCAGGAAAGGUAGAUACCCAAGAAUAACCAGUAAGUGACAAUGCCCAGUAUUGUUGUUUACUAUGAAUAAUUACGUUUACUAAUUUAAUUAAUAUCCUGACUUUUCAAAUCAAAAAGUGUAAUUUUUUCAGCCUCUGAGAAAAGUUUUCAAUCAAUUGUUACAACUUUUUAAUUUUCCUAAUAAAUUAAAACUACAAUUUUUUUUAUUAUUCUUUUGUUAACCUCAAACAUUUAAGCGUCUUAUUCAAACAAAGAAGAAUCGUCAACUUUUAAAAUUCUUGGUACUUUUAUCUUAAGCACACGAUUAUUUUACUGACAACAUGAAUCCAAAAAGACUUAAAUUCACGGUGACCGAGUCAAAAUUUAAGUUUACAGUGGAUCAUAUUUCGAAAAUAAAAGAUUCAAUCUCAUCACCUCAGUGUGUCAUCCAGCAUUUACCUUGGAAUAUUAUUGUUAAGCCAGAGUAUGAAACUCAGAAAGAAAGACAACCUCUUGGACUUUCUAUUAUUUGUGAAGGAAAUAAUACAAAAAAUUGGACGUGUCUGGCUGAUGUUCAGUUUAGUUUAUAUUCCAGUAAAAAAAAUCGAAGACCAUUUUCCCGACAACUUCAACAUUUGUUUAGCAGUGGUCAAUGCGCUGCGGGUUUUAAAAAUUUCAUAUCUUGGCAAGAUUUAACUGAUCACAAAAAAAGUUUUAUUACAGAUAAUUCUAUAAUUUUUGAGGUUUGUGUAAUACCAAACAUACCUGAUAAUGAAUCUGAUGAAUUAAAUAAUUCGCUGACAGAAGUGAGAUUUCGGCAUACUUACAAAAAUAUUUUGAAUAUGCAAGAACCACUUACGCUAGGCCCAUUUAUAGCAUAUGAUUUAGCAUGGAAGAUUUUGGUGAAGCCGCCAUCAAUGAUAGUAUCAGUUGAACCAAAGUCUAUUGGAUUAUUUUUACAGUGCAACAAUGAAGUUCAUUCGGAUACCUGGAGCUGUCGUGCCCGAGCUGUAUUAGGAAUAUGUUCUAGGACAGAAAAAAACGAUGAUACUAUUUCUCGAACAAUUGAACAUACGUUUUGCAGUAAAAGGAACACAGCAGGUUGGGAUAGUUUGGUGUUGUGGAAAGAUUUAUUAGAUGCUGGUAAACAGUAUAUCAAAGACGACUCGAUUAUUGUUCAGGCUCACGUUUUUCCAGAAGAGUUUAAUUUAUGUGCGUAUUUAAGCGUAAGGGAAGCAACAUUUUGGUUUACAGUAAAAAAUAUUUCCACAUUAAAUGAAAUUCAGUCUUCAUUGCCAUGCUUUAUAGCAAAUAUGCCAUGGAAAAUAAGAAUAGGUCCCGUUAAAAUCAACGGACAGAAGUCACUCAGUUUCUUUUUAAAUUGUAACGAGACAAACAACGUAAUAGCAUGGAGUUGUAAUGCCGACGCGGAAUUACGUAUUGUUCCUUGUAAUGAUGACCAGAAACCUUUUACCAGAAAACUGUUUCCAAGAAUUUAUUCGGUUGGACAUGAUAGCUGGGGAACUAAAAACUUCAUGAUGUGGGAUGAUUUAGUAAAUCCAGAGAAGGGUUUCAUUGAAGAUGAUUCUGUUAUAUUUGAAGCAUACGUCAAAGUUAUUGAUUAAAUCAAUGAAGGCACGCUUGAUUAUUUUAUUUACACGAAUGUUAAGAUAUAUAUUUAUUUUUUAAUGUUAAAAUUAAGAUGCUUCAAGCUUCUAAUUAACUUAAUUAUAAAGAAACAACUUGAAGUAGUUUUGAAAAUACAUUUACUUAUCAGUUAUCUGUUUAGUUAAAAUGUACUGCUGUCACAAAUAGUUGAAAGUAAUAUUGAUUAAACCUUUGUUAACUUAGUUUAUAAGGAUUAAUAAAUAUUUAAUUGUA
Molecule: messenger RNA, 1938 nt
Organism: Cotesia glomerata
Lineage: Eukaryota; Metazoa; Arthropoda; Insecta; Hymenoptera; Braconidae
Exons: 9
Coding region: 399-1682 (427 amino acids)
Molecular function (GO): protein binding
Source: RefSeq, a predicted model, not a curated record